Messenger RNA from Trichomonas vaginalis G3, 1128 nucleotides. RefSeq names its product glycine-rich protein family. Lineage: Eukaryota; Parabasalia; Trichomonadida; Trichomonadidae. The record is from RefSeq and is a predicted model, not a curated record. The coding region runs from base 1 to 1128 and encodes 375 amino acids. The transcript has a single exon.
AUGAUUAAAUAUUCAUUGUAUAAUGAAAGUCAUUAUGAAGCUAAGUUGAAGGUUACAGAAAUUCGAAAUAAGUAUGUCUUCGAAUAUCCGUGUGAAAACAACCAUGAUUGUACAGACUACGUCAUCACAUUUUCACCAGGUGUAUACAAAUUGGAGUUGUAUGGUGCAUCAGGUGGAAGUUCAACUGGUCAUGUGUCAUUAUAUCGAUAUCCUAAUGGUUCAUGUAUUGAAGACAGAAUUGUUGAAUCUGUUAAAGGUAAUGUUAAAUGUCUUCAACAGUCUAGUCUCGGAGGUGCAGGUGCAUAUAUCAGUGGCACAAUAUAUUUAUCUAAUGAAACUAUCGCAUAUGCCACUAUUGGAGGUCGAGGAAUAUAUAAAUAUAAAAUUAAUGAAAGAAACACUCUUGCAUGUUAUGCCAAAGAAAACAUGACCGAAGGAGGUUAUGGAGGUGGGGGAUAUGGUGGAAAUUUAUAUCCUGAAGGUGUAGGUUCAGGAGGUGGUCAAACCGCCGUCAAAUUUGUCAAAAACGAUCUUUGGCAUCGAGUCAUUGUGAGUGGUGCUGGAGGUGGUUCUGAUAACAGAGCUGGUACACUUCAUCAACAAGAUGAUGGUUCAGGAGGUUCAGGAGGUUUAGUAGGACAAGGUUGGUACACUGAUGGACUUUAUUACUCAAAUUAUUUAGCGAAUUCAACAUUUGGAUUCAGUUUUGGCUCAGGUGAAUCAGCGCAACUAAAGAAAACAUUAAACCCAAAUGGAGUUCAGAAUCCUGGUGGGCAAAGUGAUCGGCCAGGUUCAGGCUCAGGUUGGUUUGGUGGUUUUUCGAGUCAACAUGGAAAUGGAGGUUCAGGAGGAGGAAGUUCAUGGAUUUUGUCUAAAGAUGCAAUUAUUCCAGAGAUCGAUCUAGAUUCAUAUGAUAGUUUUUAUAAUUUUCUUGGAACAUCUAAAUAUGCAUUCACAAAGGCAGACUAUUUAUUUCAUAAUGCCAUUGAUGCAUCAGGUAUUUGGGAAGGCAAUGGUAAACUUGUCAUUACUAUUCUUAAUUUCGUUAAUUGUCCAACAGUUUGUGUUUGUUAUCGACAAAACUUCAUGAGCAGCAUUUAUGUUUUUAUUUUAAUGUAUGAUAGCUAA